AUGCAGAAAACGGGAGAACUUGGCAUUACGGUCACCCAGUCCAACAUGGAAACGGAGCAGAAGCACCAGGAGGACAAGGUACUGGGAGGACCAAACAACAAAGCCGCCCCUGCCUCAGGGUAUGCCGGCAGGACUGGGAAUCAAGAUCCUGCUGCCUCCGUUCCCACGGUCUCCAGCCACGCGUCUCCCUUGGGCGGCGUCGCCCUGAGCAGCAGCAGAGUCAGUUCUUUUGCUGCAGCUACCCCCGGUGCCGCCAUUUUCACCACCGAUGAGAACCCGGGGCUGCCCAUCAUGGCUGUUCGUGCGGAGAGGCAUUCUGACCUCCAGGCCUGCUGCAGUCCUCAAGAAGACCUUGGAUGUGAGGUGCUUGAGGGGGGCAGCCGGGCUGCUGUGGAGCCACCCCCAAAGGCCAUUGGCCACGCUGACGAGCACCCCGCCGGGACCAAGAGCCCCUGGAACAAAUGUCGUAGGAAGCAGCCCUGCCGCGACCAGGCUGCCUGGGCUCAGAAGCCUCCAAGGCAGCGUCUGUUACCUGGGCUUUUGCCGCCAUCUUCUCCAGGGUCCCAGCCCAGUAGCCGUCGCCGUUCCCAGGCUUCUACUUCGAGUCAGGCAACCCAGCCAGGCCCUGCACUCCUAAGCCUUGCCUCUGAGGCAAAGCCUGCUAGCCAAAGCCACAUCGCCCUGCCAGCCUCUGCUCUCCACAGACGUGCAUCUGGCCCAGGCCCUGUCUUCCGACGCUGCACCGCCCCGCCAGGCCUUGUUUUUCCACCAGGUGCCAUUCAUCUAGACCCUGCUCUCCUAAGCCCUGAAUCUGCGCCAAACGCUGCUCAUGGAGGCCGUACAUCUGCACCAGACCCUGCUCGCCAAGGCCAUGCAUCUGUGCUUGACCCUGCUCGCCGAGGCCGUGCACCUGUGCCAAGCCCUGCUCCCCCAGGCCGCACAUCCGGGCCAAGUCCUCCGCGAGGACGUACCCUUCGCGGCCGCACAGCAAGGUCAACCCCAGCUUGUUGCAGCACCAGCAUGAUGCCAGGUACUGGCCUCCAGAGCCGGAGCCGGAGCCAUUCCACCCGGCGAAGUUCAGCCCUUCUCAGCCGCCUCUCUCUGUCUGGGCCAGCUAAUGAGAAUCCUUCCUGUGGGGCUGGCUUACGAAGGCUUGCCUUUCAGAGCAGCUCAGGCCCUCCUGAUCCUGAGGUGCCAAGCAGUCCUUCCCCACCUGUUUGGCAUGCAGUCCAUAUGCGUGCCUCCUCACCCUCACCCCCUGGGAGGUACUUCCUUCCCAUCCCUCAGCAGUGGGAUGAGAGCUCCCCCUCCUCCUCCCCCUCCUCAAGUAGGUCUCCUGGCACAAGUCCCUCCUCCUCCCCAACCAAGAUUCCUGGGCAGAGUUCCUUUUCCUCUUCCCCUGAGUUUUUGGGCCUGAGAUCUGUCUCCACUCCUAGCCCUGCUAGCCUUAGGCGUGCCUUGAUGCCAGAGUUUUAUGCUCCAAGCCCUUUCCCCCAAGAAGAGCAGGCAGAUAGCACAGCUCAUCCCCCAGCACCGCCUGAGCUGUGA
This is a messenger RNA of Sapajus apella (tufted capuchin), 1548 nucleotides long. Its product is annotated as EZH inhibitory protein-like. Gene Ontology annotation, cellular component: nucleus. The record is from RefSeq and is a predicted model, not a curated record. NCBI's taxonomy places the organism in Eukaryota, Metazoa, Chordata, Mammalia, Primates, Cebidae.